Engraulis encrasicolus (European anchovy) is the source of this 2603-nucleotide messenger RNA. RefSeq names its product coronin 2Aa (gene coro2aa). The record is from RefSeq and is a predicted model, not a curated record. Gene Ontology annotation, molecular function: actin filament binding. Bases 335 to 1912 code for a protein of 525 amino acids. Lineage: Eukaryota; Metazoa; Chordata; Actinopteri; Clupeiformes; Engraulidae. The transcript has 13 exons.
UACUUUGCUAAUUGUGCUGACACAGUGCGCAUCAUCUCAUCAAGGAAUGUACACGUUUAAUAUUUCAGAGGUUAUAGAUUAGGAGAGAGUGCAGACACUUUUGAAGGGCGUCUGUCGGGACGAGCACCGUUGGAUAGCCUCCUUUGUCACCUGCUGACAUCUUGUGCCAUUAUUACUAAGUUGAGCUGGUCUCUCCGUAAACCGUCUCUUCAUGUGUGUGUGGAGCCAGAUCUGAAGUGUGCCUCGAAAAAAGACGGAGCACCUGCUUGGACUCUUAAGUCCAGGAUCCCGUCACUCCCAACUGUGAGGUGCCCUCCUCCACACUGCAGACAGGAUGUCAUGGCGUCCUCCGUACCGCAGCUCCAAGUUCCGCCAUGUGUUCGGGAAGGCUGCCACCAAAGAGCACUGCUAUGACGGCGUGCCCAUCUCAAAGAGUGUCCAGGACAACCACUUCUGCGCCGUCAAUCCACGCUUCCUCGCCGUCAUCACAGAAUGUGCAGGAGGUGGGGCUUUCCUGGUCCUGCAUCUCCGCCAUACUGGGAAGAUCGAUCCACAUUAUCCCCGAGUGUCAGGCCACAGGGGGAACGUGCUGGACAUCAAGUGGAAUCCAUUUGAUGACUUCUGCAUAGCCUCAUGUUCAGAGGAUGCCACAAUCAAAAUAUGGGAUAUACCAAAGGAAGGGGUCACACACAAUAUUACCGUGCCUUCAAAAGAGCUGCAAGGCCACUCACGAAGAGUAGGACUCAUCGAGUGGCACCCUACUGCCGGCAAUAUACUCUUCAGCACUGCAUAUGACUACAAGAUCAUGGUGUGGAACUUAGACAUUGAAGAGCAGGUCAUCAGGAACCCUGUGCGGACAAUCACUGUACAUCAAGAUGUGGUCCUCUCCAUGUCCUUUGACACAGAUGGCAACAGAUUGACCACAUCCUGCAAGGAUAAAAAGAUUCGCGUAAUUGACCCGCGAACAGGAGUCCUGCUCCAGGAGAGCAACAGUAAAUCUCAUAAAGCCAGCAAAGUUAUCUACCUGGGCAAUAUGAAGAUGCUCCUCUCCACUGGAUACUCAGGUUGGAACAAUCGUGAGAUAGCACUUUGGGAUCAGGAUGAUCUCUCCACCCCUCUUCACCAUGAAGACCUGGAUGGGUCCUCUGGUGUGAUUUUCCCCUUCUUCGACCCUGACACACACAUGCUGUAUCUGGCUGGCAAGGGGGAUGGAAAUAUCAGGUACUAUGAGAUCAGCUCCAAGAAGCCAUACAUUCACUUUUUAACAGAGUAUCUGUCCAGUCUACCUCAGAAGGGAAUGGGUUUUAUGCCAAAGCGUGGGCUGGAUGUCAACUCCUGUGAGGUUUUUAGGUUCUAUAAGUUGGUGACAAUCAAGAGCAUCAUCGAGCCUCUCUCCAUGAUCGUCCCCCGCAGGUCGGAGACGUAUCAAGAGGACCUUUAUCCAAUGACGGCAGGUUAUGAGCCAGCCAUGAUGGCAGAUCAGUGGCUGGAUGGAAUGAACAAAGGUCCUGUAUUGAUGUCUUUGAAACCAGGUAGCAAGCCCGACUCCAUAACAGGACUGACAUCAGGAAAGGCACUCAGUUCUCUGGAGACGCGGCGCUCUCUGCGUCGGCCGGGCUUACUGCAGCCAUCCCCCAUACAGAAUCAGCAGGACACCAAGGAGAACAAGGAGCCCCAGCCCUCACUCCAGGGGCGGCCCUGGCAGGACGACAAGAAUGGCAGUGCCAUUAGCAACGGGCAAGACCACACGCAGAACUCACCACCCAAAACUGUGAAUGAGUUGAGACAGGUAUAUUACCGUCAACAGGAUGAGAUCCGGCGUUUACGGGAGCUGCUAGGCCAAAGAGAUGUCCAGAUCAAGCAGCUGGAGCUGGAGAUAAAGAACGUGAGGAACUCCCAGGGCUCACAUUGAGCUGCCCAAUUCAUGCUGAUGGGUCUACUUCGCUUGGAAAGAUAUGAUUUUAUUAUUUUUUUAUUGUUGUUUUUAUGUUUGACAUUGUUUUUAAUUUCAUGAUUCUAUGUAACAAAAAACCCUUGUAAAUAAAAUGUAAACAAUUUAUGCAAUUUUUUCUGCCAUGCCUCUGCCUUCUCUCCCUUACCUGCUGAACCAGUAAGGGCCAAAGCUGGACUGGGAGAGAAGUUGAAGCUCUUAUAAAGUGUGUUUUUUUUACUAUCGUCACGUGCGUGCGGGCGUUCUGAACAUGUGCGUGCGUGAACGUGUGUGUGCGCAUAACCGUGUGUGUGUACGUGUGAACGUGUGUGUGCGUGAGAGUGGUGUAGGGUUUUUUAACAUGUUACUGGAGAUGAGAAUAUUUAAAGAAAAAACUUAUUCUAUAUAAAAUUUAGAUUUUAUACUGUUCACAAGGCAUCAUUACAAGUUGCUUAUGGAUUAUGUUGUGAGCAUGGCAAGCUGCUGCAAACUAUUACACAACCAUUUCACUGACUGCACUGUUCACUACUGUAUGUACCGGUAGUCACCAUGCAGUCACCAUAGAUCAUGCUCUGACAUUUGCUCUUUGAGUGUUUACAUGGUGGCACCAAAUGUGUAAAAAAUGUCUAUACUUGUAUGUUAAUAUCUACUGCCACCAGGAUUGUGCUACAAA